UUGAAACGCCGCCGCGGACACAAAAGCGUAGAUCCCCCGACGCCCCGCCAAGGACUGGGCCUGCGGACACCUGCAGCGGUGGGAUCCUGGCGAAGAAGGAUCCGCCAUGGCCCAGGAGCUCCUGUCCCCCCCGACCCACCUGCUGUCGGACGAGGACGAAGCCGUCUCCCCCCUGUUCGAGUCCACGGCGGCCGACUUGGUGGCCGGCCUGCGGAAGGACCUGCUGGCCGAAUUCUCCACCAUCUCGCCCGGCCCGGAGGGCGACCAGACGCAGGUGGAGGAAGAGGCCGGGAAGGUGAAGGUUUACCUGCGCGUCCGGCCCCUGAUGCCGUCCGAGGUGGACAGACAUGAGGAGCAGGGCUGCGUCGUCAUCGAGAACGCCGAGACCCUGGUCCUGCAGGCGCCCAAAAAGUCGUUCGCCAUGAAGAGCACCGAGCGCGGAGUGGGCCAAGCCACUCACCGCUUCACCUUCUCCCAGGUCUUCGGGCCGGACGUGGGCCAGGCGUCCUUCUUCAACCUGACGGUGAGGGAGAUGGUGAGGGAGGUCCUGAGCGGCCAGAACCGGCUCAUCUACACCUACGGAGUCACCAAUUCGGGCAAGACGCACACGGUGCAGGGGACCCAGAAGGACGGGGGCAUCCUGCCGCGCUCCCUGGCCCUCAUCUUCAGCAGCAUCCGGGGGCAGCUGGCCGCGGGCGCGGCCUUGAAGCCGCUGCUGUCCCACGAGGUGGUGCGGCUGGACGGCCGGCAGGGCCGCCAGGAGGAGGCCCGCAAGCAGGCCCUGCUGAGCGCCGGCUCGCGGGAGGCGACCCCCUCCUCCCCGCCGCUGCCGGCCGAUCGGCCCCCGAAGCCCAGCCCGGAGCCGCCCACCCCGCAGGCGGCCGCCAGCUUCGACAGCGGCAUCGCCGGGCUGUCCUCGUCCGGCCACGCCAGCGGGAGCCAGCUGGAAGAGCCGAGCGCCCGCUGGGCCGAAGCGGAGGACGCCCCGCUGCGCGUGGCCGCGGCCGUCCGCUUCUCGGUCUGGGUGUCCUUCUUCGAGAUCUACAACGAGCUCAUUUACGACCUGCUGGAGCUGCCCGGGCACAAGAGGCAGACGCUGCGGCUGUGCGAGGACCACAAGGGCAACCCCUACGUCAAAGACCUGAGUUGGGUGAACGUGCGGGAUGCGGACGAGGCCUGGAAGCUUCUGCGUGUAGGACGGAUGAACCAGACUUUCGCCAGCACCCACCUGAACCACAACUCCAGCCGCAGCCACAGUAUCUUCUCCAUCCGCAUCCUGCACCUGCAGGGAGACAGCGAAGUGGUCCUCAAGAUCAGCGAACUGUCCCUCUGCGACCUGGCCGGGUCCGAGCGCUGCAAGGAGCAGAAAACCGGGGAGCGCCUGAAGGAGGCCGGGAGCAUCAACACGUCCCUGCACACCCUGGGCCGCUGCAUCGCGGCCCUGCGCCAGAACCAGCAGGCGCGGCCCAAGCCGAGCCUGGUGCCCUUCCGCGACAGCAAGCUGACACGCGUGUUCCAGGGCUUCUUCACGGGCCGCGGCCGCUCGUGCAUGAUCGUCAACGUCAACCCCUGCGCCUCCACGUACGACGAGACCCUCCACGUGGCCAAGUUCUCGGCCUUGGCCAGCCAGCUGGUCCACGCCCCCCCCGUGAAGCUGGGGCUGUUCAUCAAGAGCCAUAGUAGCCUCCUCGCUGCCCCCGGCCAGGGGAAAGCGGCCAGGCGAGGCCCGGUCUCCGCGGAGGAAGACGAGGAGGAGGAGGAGGAAAGCAGUGGUGAUGAAGAGGACUUCUCCCUGUGUGAGAAGGAAAAACUGCUGCAGGUGGUGGACGCCCUGAAGAAGCUGCUGCUGCAGGAGCGGCGGGAAAAGCUGCAGCUGGAAAUGCAACUCCGCAACGAGAUCUGCAACGAGGUGGUGGAGCAGAUGCGGGAGAGGGAGCAGUGGUACAGCGAGCACCUGGACACCCAGAAAGAGCUCCUGGAGGAUCUGUAUGAAGACAAGCUGAAGAACCUGAAGGAGUCGCUGACGACGUAUUACCGGGAGGAGCUGCGGGAGCGGGACGAGCAGGUGGAGGAGCUGGAGGCGGCGCUGCGGGAGGCCCGGCAGCAGGCGGCGGAGGCCGGCCUCCCCGUGCGGCGGUCCCAGCGCGUGGCCGCCGCCUCCGGCCUGCAGGAACUGCAGGAGGCCAAGGCCAAGCUGGCCCACUGCCAGGAGGAGCUGAGCUCUGCCCAGCGUGAGCUGCACAAGUACCAGAAGAUGCUGGAGCCGCCGCCCUCGCCCUCCAAAUCCUUCGCCAGCGACGUGGACAGGAAGCUGGAAGAGGGGCAGAAGAACGUGAGGCUGCUGCGGGCAGAACUUGAAAAGCUGGGCCAGUCCUUCCAGUCGGCCGAGAGAGUCUGCUGCCACAGCACCGGGGCGGGGAAACUGCGCCAGGCCCUGGCCACCUGCGACGACAUCCUCGUCAAGCAGGACCAGACCCUGGCCGAGCUGCAGAACAACCUGACGCUGUUGAAGCUGGACCUGCGGAAGACGGCCGGCCCCGGGGGCGAGGGGUGCCACGCGGGGCUCAGGCCGCCGGCCCCCGCCUUCUUCAAGAAGCGCCAGGGCCCCAACCAGGAGAACGUGCAGCCCGGGCAACAGCCGCCGGGCAAGAGGCCCUUCCUCCACGGCUUCCUGAACCGGACGCCCUCGCGCCCGGUCACGGCCGACAGCAGCCCCUACGUCCGUAUCCUCCGCUCCCGCCGCUCCCCCUUGCUCAAGUCGGGGCCCUUCGGCCGGAAAUACUGAGGGGCGGGGGGUGUCGGUUCCCCCCCCACCCCGUCCGACAACCUCGCGAUCCUAUAAGCUUUAAAGAGGGGGGUCGCCCCUCUGUUUUUAAAACACAGGGCGAACGCUCCAGUUGCAAGUUGCACCGCCCGCUACUCUCACUUGUACUAUAUUCCCGCGUUGUAUCCAAACCGUUGUCCGUUUGAUGGUUUCUAUGCACAAAAUAAACUUAUA
Molecule: messenger RNA, 2998 nt
Organism: Tachyglossus aculeatus (Australian echidna)
Lineage: Eukaryota; Metazoa; Chordata; Mammalia; Monotremata; Tachyglossidae
Gene: KIF20A
Product: kinesin family member 20A
Exons: 18
Coding region: 107-2785 (892 amino acids)
Biological process (GO): microtubule-based movement; mitotic spindle assembly
Cellular component (GO): nucleus; spindle microtubule
Molecular function (GO): ATP binding; plus-end-directed microtubule motor activity; microtubule binding
Source: RefSeq, a predicted model, not a curated record